CUCAGCAUGGCCUCAGGACAUCACGGUGACAAAGUCAGGCCCAAACGUCACAACUUGGUGAUCCCCAAAUCUCAGAGGCCUCUGCUGUGAGAGUUAAAUGUUGGUGAGCACAUUGCUAAACUCUGAGGUACUCUGCCCGUACGCAUUGCCCACUGUAGGUCUGAGCUCCAUCUGAGGACUAAAUGGCGGUUGGGGGGUGGGCGGUGGAGGGCAGCGGGUCCUGGUGUCACUGGCCUGAGGGUCUGUGCUUGACCUGGUGGCUUCAGGCAGAAGCUAAAAACCUUGGGAUAUUACCACCUGCUUCCUGGUGCUCUCGAAGUCACGCACAGCAAGCUACUGGAUUUGCACCGCUGUCUAAGGGUUCUGUGACCUCAGCUUCCACUCUCCCGGCUCCGGCUGGGCUGACUGUGGCUGCCGAGCAGACGUUCUUUCCAGAGUUAUAGCAAUAGUGAGCAUAGCAAAAUCACCUUCUGGGGUGGAUGACCUCAGGCACUGGGUCCAGCCGGGUCCUACCUGCCUCGCAGUCUCCCUCCUCCAUCUUGCCACAUCACAAGGAGGCUGUGAGGGGAGGACAGAAGAGGAGGAGCCUCUUUGGCUCCUUCCUUCUCUCUCCCGGGACCUGGUCAGGCACCGCAAAGGUGCUCUGUCCGCACCAGGUCUGCCCAGAAGCAGACCGAUAUGCUUGCUGGGCCCCUAGAGCCUCAGAGAGGUUAAGCUACGUGGGCAUCUGGGCACCAUUCCAGGGGCCUCUGUGUCAUUUCCUGGCGACCUUCAUGCACACAGAAGUUGUUAGGUGGGGCAGGCUGUUAAAGGCCCAACCUUGCUGGGAACCCAGCACAGCAUCUGAGGAAUGGUACCAACCCACUCAGUGUCCCUCUGUUGCAGGCCAACACACUCAUUUUACAGAUGUAGAAACUGAGACCCCAGAGAAGGGAGUGGCAAGCCCUUCUGAUGAGCAACACCCCACUUCUAGAUUCUGUUCUCUCCCAAUCCACGAUGGCAGGCAGCUUCUCACAUCAGCAGUAAUGACUGUAUUUAUUAUUUAUUUAUUUUUCCCCUCCGUACUCUUCCAGCCCACCCCACCCCCCAUCAGCAGGAUGGCUGCUUGGGCCCUUUGGAGGCGAAGGGCUACAAAGGAGAGCUCGGGGCUGUUUGCAGAUCCUUGGGGGAAAUGGAGCUCCCCAGCAAGAAGUUGGGGUUCUGUCCUCCCCUCCCAGGAGGCCAGCGCGGGUCCAACAGUGAAGCAGAGGAAAAGGUUAGGUCAAGAAGAGCAGCUUUCCCAGCCUGGGCCCGCGGGCUCUGCUUCUCCAAAGGGAGGUGGCAGGAAGUGUCAGCCACCAAGGGAACUGGCGGGGUCCAGCCCCCAGGGCCUGGGUGCAAUGACCUCAUCAAGCAUUUCCAGCUUUUAUGAUCUGCCAACAAGGCCCUCAAGUGACGCAGGCCGACCUCCCCUUGCAGCCUGUUCUCCCGGGCUCCGGGCUCCGUGAUCUCAGCCCCGUUGGAAUGCCACUGCCAUUCACACGCCCCUGCCCAGGCCACAGGCCACAAGGCACAGGCCGGGGCACGGAGACGGGGCCAGAGGGAGUGGAAUUGGUCUAGAAGAGGAAAGGAAGUCAGCAGGUAGGUGAGUGGAAGAUGUCACCCCAGAGGCCGGGAACGGGGUUCCAGAAGCAGAGAGCACUCGGCCCUGAGGAGAAAGAGUGAGGGGACUGAAAUAUGGAAGAAGCCAUGGAACAGCUCCUCGGUGGUCCCCCAGCCUGGGGAUCCCCAAACUGGCUCACAUGGGGCACCUGCCAGCUGCUGCUCCCUUCCUCAGCCUGGGUGCCUGGCACAGCCACCGUCUCCUGCCACAUGCACACACACAUGCAUACACACACACACGGGACUGACGCGUCUGGCCGACAAAGCAUGGGCAUCAAGUUCAAAUCCGGGACUGGACUCUUGAUCACAGAAUGCCCAUGGGUAAAUUGUGGGCCCUCCCUGAGCCUCCAUUUCUGUGAAAAAGUGGAACUAGCACUAAGAGUGUCUUCUUAGGACCAGCGUGAGGCAAUGCACGAGCUGAGAGGACAGUGGCCCGGACCCGUGGGCAGUUCUCUUCCACAGGGAUAUUCAGGGACUCAAGUUCCAUUCAGCUCUCUUCCUGCCACCCCUUAAUGCAGGGGUUCUCUACCUGGACUCCACACGGAGAACUCAAGGAGUUUGUGAAGGGAUGUGAGGCAAAAAUAAAUAAAUAAAUAAAUAAAUAAAUAAAUAAAUCACAUCUCUAUUUUCACGAACUUUUAAAAAAAUUAGCAUUUCCUUUUAUUAUGAGUGUGAUGAUAAACCACCGCAAAAACAGGGGUAUCGGGGACUCUGCUGCCAAUAGGCAUCAUGGUGACUUUUGUGUCCUAUGACAGUGUCACAGAUAUCCCAAACUAUCAUUUAACAUUCAUUCCUAUUUCAAAAUUAUACUUUGCUGUCUGUCCUGCUGCUGUUGGAUGUCAUUAUUUAAUGUCGACAAAGGCAACACAAUUCUA
Mustela lutreola (European mink) is the source of this 2516-nucleotide messenger RNA. RefSeq lists its product as uncharacterized. The coding region runs from base 480 to 1487 and encodes 335 amino acids. Lineage: Eukaryota; Metazoa; Chordata; Mammalia; Carnivora; Mustelidae. The record is from RefSeq and is a predicted model, not a curated record. The transcript is spliced from 2 exons.